AUGCAGAACUUUGAUGCAGCUGUUGGGGAUGUUACAAUAACUACGAAUAGGACAAGAAUGGUUGAUUUUACACAGCCUUACAUGGAAUCAGGACUAGUUGUAGUUGUUCCUGUCAAACAGGUAAAAUCAAACCCUUGGGCUUUCCUGAAGCCAUUUACUAUUGAGAUGUGGUUAGUCACCGGUGCAUUCUUCCUUUUUGUGGGAGUCAUUGUUUGGAUUCUAGAGCACAUGAUUAAUCACGAGUUCCGUGGUCCACCAAGGGAACAGCUCAUGACUAUUUUUUGGUUUAGUUUUUCGACGAUGUUCUUCUCACAUAGAGAGAACACUGUGAGCACUCUAGGACGGCUGGUGCUGAUUAUAUGGUUGUUUGUGGUGUUGAUUAUCAAUUCGAGCUAUACAGCUAGUUUGACAUCGAUUCUCACUGUACAACAGCUGACAUCACAGAUUGAGGGGAUAGACAGCUUGAUAUCAAGUAAUGAUCCAAUCGGAGUUCAAGAUGGGUCAUUUGCAUGGAAUUAUUUGGUUAAUGAGCUCAACAUAGCGGAAGUUGUCAAAACAAUGGUUGCCAAGGGAUAUGUUCUGGGACAAGAUGCAUUAAUCAAGGGGAUUUGUCAAAACAAUGAGUCCUAUCAAGUAUCGGCUGCUACAACGUCCAAGGUUUAUGAGUUAGCAAUUGAAUAUGGGCUCAUCAAGGCAAAGAAGCUUUUCAAUCACCUCAAUAGCUCAGAGUAUGUAGGUCAUGAUACUUAG
Messenger RNA from Rosa chinensis, 750 nucleotides. Its product is annotated as glutamate receptor 3.4-like. Lineage: Eukaryota; Viridiplantae; Streptophyta; Magnoliopsida; Rosales; Rosaceae. The coding region runs from base 1 to 750 and encodes 249 amino acids. The record is from RefSeq and is a predicted model, not a curated record. Gene Ontology annotation, cellular component: plasma membrane. The transcript is spliced from 4 exons. Gene Ontology annotation, molecular function: signaling receptor activity; ligand-gated monoatomic ion channel activity.